Messenger RNA from Lolium rigidum, 1561 nucleotides. Its product is annotated as KH domain-containing protein SPIN1. The transcript is spliced from 7 exons. Gene Ontology annotation, molecular function: mRNA binding. Gene Ontology annotation, cellular component: nucleus. Bases 246 to 1112 code for a protein of 288 amino acids. NCBI's taxonomy places the organism in Eukaryota, Viridiplantae, Streptophyta, Magnoliopsida, Poales, Poaceae. The record is from RefSeq and is a predicted model, not a curated record. Gene Ontology annotation, biological process: regulation of mRNA splicing, via spliceosome.
GUUGCAACCUAGCAAAGGCCAACUCUAGAGAGAGAAAAGGGUUCCACAGCGGCAGCCGCUCCCCCUUUCUCUCUCUCCCCCUACGCUGGCUGCUGCCGCUGCAGGCUGCACCCUAAAGCAGCAGCCCUUUCCACCUCUCCUCUUCCUGCCACCCCCACACCGCCUCCUCGCCGCAGCCUCGGUUGCGGCGCUCUGUCUGUCUCCUUCUUUCUCCCUCUCCCCGGCGAGAGGAGAGAGCCGCCGCCAUGUCCGGGCUCUACAGCCAGCAAGGGUUCUCCCCUGCGAGGAACCUAUCCCCUCAGAUUAGAAGCAACCCGGAUGUCGACAGUCAGUAUCUGGCCGAGCUGCUCGCCGAGCACCAGAAGCUGGGGCCUUUCACGCAGGUUCUGCCCAUCUGCAGCAAGCUGUUAAGCCAAGAAAUUAUGCGGGUAUCAAACUCUGCCCACAACCCUGGAUUUAGUGAUUUUGACAGGCAUCGGUUCAGAAGUCCUAGUCCAAUGUCUUCACCAAAUCCAAGAUCCAAUCUCUCUGGCAACGGAUUCAGUCCCUGGAAUGGACUACACCAAGAGAGAUUAGGUUUUCCUCAAGGAAACAAUAUGGAUUGGCAAGGAGCACCACCAAGCCCUAGCUCUCAUGCCGUAAAGAAGAUUCUACGCUUGGAGGUCCCAGUUGAUUCUUAUCCGAGUUUCAAUUUUGUGGGCCGCAUUCUAGGACCUAGAGGUAAUUCUCUCAAACGGGUUGAAGCAUCUACUGGUUGUCGUGUUUUCAUCAGAGGAAAGGGUUCAAUCAAAGAUCCAGGGAAGGAGGACAAACUACGAGGAAAACCAGGCUAUGAGCAUCUCAGUGAACAACUACAUAUCUUGAUAGAGGCUGAGUUCCCAGCCAGUAUUAUUGAUGCCAGACUGAGACAUGCACAGGAAAUCAUAGAGGAAUUGCUAAAACCAGUGGAUGAGACACAGGAUUUCUACAAGAGGCAGCAGCUCAGGGAGCUGGCGAUGCUUAACUCAACCCUGCGUGAGGACAGCCCUCAUCCAGGAAGUGUAUCCCCUCAUCCAGGAAGCAUAUCCCCAUUCAGUAAUGGUGGUAUGAAACGUGCGAAAACAGGCCAGUAGGGAACCAACUCCCCCAACCGUUACUGGUAUUGUCCAGGUGCCUUAUCCCCCUAUGGGACGCCAUGUCUUGGGGACAUUUGCCGCGGGUGCACGUGAAGGAAGCGACACCUGUGUUCGCUAGCCGAGUCUGGUUUGAGUCGUGGUUUCUCCUACUGACUAAGGGAAAUCGCUGGGACAUUGGCAGUAGUCCUGGGUCCUUGGGUUGAUCCAGCUUUGGUUGAUGUAAGGUCGUCUAGAACAUUCUCUUUAUUUGUUAAUUGACUGUUAACCCUAGUAUGUGGUGCUAUGGUAGGUGGAUCUCCAUGACAGACUAGAGAGGCCCGAGUAUGUGAGCUUUCCUGUUUUCCUUUCACCCCUUCUAGGUGUUUGAUUUUCCCUGUAUAUUAUUAUAUCCCUUCUACAUUAUGGAGUCGCGGAUAAUAAUCCAAUAAAAAGAGGUAUAAGGAUCA